CUCCUCUUCGGUCUUAUUUUAACCUUCCCAUCAUCCAUCCCCUCGCCCUCUCCCAUUUCCGCCGUUUCCGGACCAAAGAUUCUUCAAUUUUCUCCCUUCCAAUUCCGAGUUUUCCAGUGAUGUGAUCAUGCCGGCGAUGGACUGCCAAGACUCCGCUCCCUUCGCCUCGUUUGGUCGCUCCAUCCUCAGCCUUCGCCGUGAGCAGGUCCACUCCGUCGACGGCGGCGGCCACCGCGAUUCACUUGUUGGAUCGUACGACGUCGAAAUCGAAGCGUUUCAGAAGCGCGUCGCCGGCGUCUUCCUCGACCUUGCCUCCUCCUUCGGGGAUGAGCUGCUUUCCCUUCCCUGGCUCCGCAAGUUGCUCGAUGGGUUCCUCGUCUGCCAGGAGGAGUUCCGGGGGAUCCUCUUCGGCUGCAGGGACGGUCGGCAGGCGCACCUCUCCCGUCCGCCCCUCGACCGCUUCCUCUCUGACUUCUUCGAACGCUCGGUCAAGGCGCUCGACGUCUGCAACGCUAUCCGCGAGGGCGUCGACAAGAUGCGCCAGUGGAGGCAGCACCUGGAGAUCGCCAUCUCCGCUCUCCGAGGCUCCGGAGGCGGCCGGCCGCUCGGCGAGGGCCAGAUCCGCCGCGCCUGUAAGGCGCUGAACGAUCUCACCAUCCUUUUGCUCGAUGAGAAGGAGUCCCCGUGCAUCUUGAACCUCCGCAACCGUUCCUUUGGCCGCGGCGGCAAGGAGACGCGACAACAUCGCCGUGUCGGCAGCGCAGGAUCCGCCUCUUCCUCAGGGCACCAUCGUUCCCUCUCCUGGAGCGUCUCCCGCUCGUGGUCCGCCGCCAGACAACUCCAGACGAUCGGAAACAACCUUAACGUGCCGCGGGGCAAUGAAGUUGCUGCCACCAACGGCCUGGCCGUCCCGGUGUUCGCCAUGAGCUCGGUCCUCUUCUUUGUGAUGUGGACUCUCGUGGCAGCGAUCCCUUGCCAGGACCGUGGCCUCCAGACUCAUUUCUCUCUCCCCAAGAACCUCCCAUGGGCCGCAUCAAUCACGGCACUCCACGAGAAGAUAUUUGAGGAAUCCAAGAAGAAGGACCGGAAGAACUCCUGCGGGUUGCUAAAGGAGAUCCUACAGAUGGAGAAGUGCAGCCGCCAGUUGGUGGAACUGUUAGAUCCAGUGGAGUUUCCGUUGACGGAGGAGAAGGAGACGCAGCUGCAGCAGGGCGUGGAAGGGCUAUUGGAAGUCUGCAAUGCCUUGAAGGAGUGUCUAGACCCACUCGAGCGCCAGGUGCGUGACAUUUUCCUUAGGAUUGUCAGUAGCCGAACGGAAGGUCUCGAUUGCUUGAGCAAGUCUCACCAUUCUGAGUGAAUCUGGUUUAAUUCCAUGUACUGUAUGCUCGGAAUGCCAAAAUUGCAGCUUUCGACGAUACAUAAUUUUGGCUUGUUUGCAAUUUGGUAAUGGGAGGCUACUUGUGGGAAGGUGGGGAGAUAGACAAGAAAAUGUGAUACAAAUGCCCUCUUUGGUUAGUAAUAUGAAGCAGGUAGUUUUCUUGUAUCCACUUUUGAUUACCAAACGUGUAGGACAAAGGGAGUUAGUGUUGAAAAACGUAAGAAUUUUUAUGUCUGCACUGUGCUACUAUGUUUUGAUCUUCUCAUGUGCAGAAUUUUUAUAAUGUUGAAAAACGUAAGAACCCUCCCUCCCUUUGUCUUGCUGUAUAUUGUACUUUUAUUUCUUGAUUAUUGUUCUCGAACAAAAAUUCAAAGUGUCCAGUUUCUUA
Molecule: messenger RNA, 1766 nt
Organism: Zingiber officinale
Lineage: Eukaryota; Viridiplantae; Streptophyta; Magnoliopsida; Zingiberales; Zingiberaceae
Product: protein ROH1-like
Exons: 1
Coding region: 128-1357 (409 amino acids)
Source: RefSeq, a predicted model, not a curated record